Molecule: messenger RNA, 1188 nt
Organism: Anoplopoma fimbria (sablefish)
Lineage: Eukaryota; Metazoa; Chordata; Actinopteri; Perciformes; Anoplopomatidae
Product: pro-cathepsin H-like
Exons: 13
Coding region: 14-988 (324 amino acids)
Biological process (GO): immune response
Cellular component (GO): lysosome
Molecular function (GO): cysteine-type endopeptidase activity
Source: RefSeq, a predicted model, not a curated record
AGCUGUGAUCACGAUGAACACUUUGCUUUUGUUGGCUUUGCUGUCAGCAGCUUCAGCCUUCCAUCUGUCUGAACGAGAAGAGUUUCACUUCAAGUCAUGGAUGGCACAGCACAACAGAGUGUACAGCAUGCAGGAGUACCAUGAGAGAUUCCAGAUAUUCUCUGAGAACAAGAGGAGGAUUGACAAACACAAUGAAGGAAAUCACACAUUCACAAUGGGGCUGAACCAGUUUUCAGACAUGACAUUUAGCGAAUUUCGAAAGAGUUUCCUCUGGUCUGAGCCACAGAACUGUUCAGCUACCAAGGGGAACUACUUCAGCAACGAUGGACCACAUCCAGACAACAUUGACUGGAGAAAGAAAGGAAACUAUGUGACUGACGUGAAGAAUCAGGGAGCUUGUGGCAGCUGCUGGACUUUUUCCACAACCGGCUGUCUGGAGUCUGUAACCGCCAUCAGCACAGGGAAGCUCGUACCGCUGUCAGAACAACAGCUGGUCGACUGCGCUCAGGAUUUCAACAACCAUGGAUGUAACGGUGGCCUUCCCAGUCAAGCUUUUGAAUACAUCAUGUACAGCAAGGGACUCAUGACAGAGAAGGACUACCCAUACACAGCUUUUGAAGAUACUUGCGCGUAUAAACAAAAACUAGCAGCAGCCUUUGUGAAGGAGGUGGUGAACAUAACCGCGUAUGAUGAGAUGGGGAUGGUGGAUGCGGUUGCCACACGCAAUCCUGUCAGCCUUGCCUUCGAGGUGACUGGUGACUUCAUGCAUUACUCCCAGGGCGUUUACACCAGCACUGAAUGCCACAAGACCACAGACAAGGUGAACCAUGCUGUGUUAGCAGUCGGGUACGGACAGGAGAGUGGUACCCCUUACUGGAUAGUAAAGAACUCAUGGGGACCUGGCUGGGGGAAUGGCGGAUAUUUCUUCAUUGAGCGUGGAAAGAACAUGUGUGGACUCGCUGCCUGCUCGUCUUUCCCGGUGGUUUGAUUUCCGCAUGUUAGCAAACCGCAAAAGGGCUGAAAAGAGAGCCAAGCAUGUGACUUUUAUAUAACCAGUAGCCUACUGUGCUUUCAUGAACAAAGGGCUUUUACACUAUGCAUCAAGUAAUUUCAAGAUGAAUCAACUAAUCUAAAAUGAUCACUCAAGUACCAAACAUUUAAUUCAUGCAUGAUGAAUAAAUAAAAUAU